UAGUUAUUGGAGCACGAAGUAAAGCUCUACUCAUUUUGUAAUAUAAGUGGCGGCAAGGCUAACCGCCUCUGGAAGCGAUCUGCUCCCAGAGCACAGAUAGAGUUAGUCACCCCGCCGCCCUGAACAGCCCACUGAGCGACCCCGAGAGGAGGUAUUCACUGACCAAAGCCAGACUCCUGGGCGGUUAUUCCAAGGCCGCGAAUGGCUUCGCGAUUGGCUGCAAAGAAUGCUGGAUUUGAUCCGCCAAGGCUAUUGAUACGGAUCGUCCUUUGGUAUCAGGACAUCAUACGAGCGCUUCUUCACCUCCACGGCCUUGGCAUCGCCCAUUCGGAUAUACGCAAGCAUGAUAUCCUUUUUGAUGCCCAAGGCCACGCUUUACGUGGAGAUUUCGGCGCCUGCUGUCCAUUUGGAAAGCCCAAUCCUUCUCUACCGGUCCUACUUAAUGGGCCAUCAGAGACGGUCUCUGAUGGGACAGACAGAUUUGCCAUGGGUUGCCUGGUUUACGAAUUGGAGACCGGAGUCUCGUCGGGAAUAUCCAUGGACGAUCACGACCGCCUUGUGUUACCCCAGAUCCAGACUGGCCAUAGUGGUCUUGAUUGUCUGAUCGAAAACGCCUGGCGCGGACAAUACAACUCGACAGCAGAUAUGCUGGAGCAUGCCGAAAAUCUGAAUGGGGCCCAGGAUAAUCGUGGUGCAGUUGAAUAUCCUGUCUCGAAGGCCGAAUUAGUCGAGGGAAUUAUGCGGUGGAGAAAGAAACGACAGGAGCAACAUGGCUGCAUCCUCCGUUCGUUACCAACAGAGCAGCAACUGCGAAUUCUAGCAGAGCGUUACGGCUAGAAUGUUGAUGAAGAGCAGCGUUUUUGUGAUGAUCAAUUUCCGUUCCCUAGAUGUAUGUCUCUUGGGUGAUAUUGUUUUGGGGUUUGUUGUUCGGGACAACUCAUGUCAAUUCGUAAACCACGUAACUGUACCACAUUAAUAGCGGCGCCCUUCAAUAAAGUGGCGUCAAAAGUAACUGUUUUU
This is a messenger RNA of Aspergillus ochraceoroseus IBT 24754, 1020 nucleotides long. RefSeq lists its product as uncharacterized. Gene Ontology annotation, biological process: protein phosphorylation. The transcript has 3 exons. The coding region runs from base 202 to 837 and encodes 211 amino acids. NCBI's taxonomy places the organism in Eukaryota, Fungi, Ascomycota, Eurotiomycetes, Eurotiales, Aspergillaceae. Gene Ontology annotation, molecular function: protein kinase activity; ATP binding. The record is from RefSeq and is a predicted model, not a curated record.